Messenger RNA from Phaethon lepturus (White-tailed tropicbird), 1811 nucleotides. Its product is annotated as cholesterol 7-alpha-monooxygenase. Bases 28 to 1572 code for a protein of 514 amino acids. The transcript has 6 exons. The record is from RefSeq and is a predicted model, not a curated record. Gene Ontology annotation, molecular function: iron ion binding; cholesterol 7-alpha-monooxygenase activity; heme binding. Gene Ontology annotation, biological process: bile acid biosynthetic process; cholesterol catabolic process; cholesterol homeostasis. Lineage: Eukaryota; Metazoa; Chordata; Aves; Phaethontiformes; Phaethontidae.
CUGGGAAGUCUUCGGGCGUUACCAGAAAUGUUCACAGCACCGUGGAUCUGGGGAACAAUGCUAAUACUCUGCUGUGGGUUUUGGUUUCUUCUAGGGAGGAGGAGGAGGAGGCGACAAGGUGAGCCGCCACUUGAAAAUGGGUUCCUCCCGUACCUGGGCUGUGCCUUGCAGUUCAGCACCAACCCCCUUGAAUUCCUCAGAGAAAAACAGAAGAAGUAUGGCCACAUUUUCACUUGCCGAGUAGCAGGGAAAUACAUUCAUUUCCUCACUGACCCUUUUUCAUACCAUGCAUUGAUACGCCAGGGAAAACACUUGGACUGGAAAAAGUUCCAUUUUGCUGCUUCUGCCAAGGCUUUUGGGCAUGGUAGCAUUGACCCAGCAGAAGGAAACACCACUGAAAAUUUUCAUCAGACUUUCAUUAGAACCCUUCAAGGUAAUGCCCUAGAUGCCCUCAUUGAAGCAAUGAUGGAAAACCUACAAUACGUCAUGUUGCAGUCAAGAACAUCUAAACUUCAGUCUAAUGCCUGGGUGACAGAAGGACUUUAUACGUUUUGUUGCCAAGUGAUGUUCGAGUCUGGCUUUUUAACACUUUUUGGUAAAGAAUUUAAUUCAAAUCACGACAAAAAUCUGUCAUCAAAGCAGGAAACUGAGAGAGCUCAUAUACUAAAUGCCCUCGAAAACUUCAAGGAAUUUGAUAAAAUCUUCCCAGCCCUCGUGGCAGGACUGCCUAUCCACCUCUUCAAGAGUGCCCACAGCGCACGUGAGAAGCUGGGAGAGGCACUCCUCCACAAGAACCUCCUGAAGAGGGACAACCUCUCUGAGAUUGUCACCCUCCGCAUGUUUCUGAAUGACACUCUGUCAACCUUCGAUGACAUGGAAAAAGCGAAGACCCAUGUGGCAUUGCUCUGGGCCUCACAAGCCAACACUAUUCCUGCCACGUUUUGGAGCUUGUUCUAUCUCCUUAAGAGUCCAGAAGCAAUGACAGCUGCUACCAAAGAAGUGCGAAGUGUUUUGGAAAGCGCUGGACAGAAGAUCAGCUUAGAUGGCAAACAUAUUUCCUUGAACCGAAAACAGCUGGAUAAUAUGCCAGUACUAGACAGUGUCAUCAAGGAGGCAAUGAGGCUAUCGAGUGCAUCCAUGACUUUCCGAGUUGCCAAGGAGGAUUUCACUUUGCACUUAGAGAACAAUUUUUACAACAUUCGCAGUGAUGAUAUUGUAGCUCUUUAUCCUCAACUGUUGCAUUUUGAUCCAGAAAUCUAUGCUGAUCCCUUAACAUUCAAAUAUGAUCGCUUUCUCAAUGAGAACGGAGAAGAAAAGACUGACUUCUACCGCAACGGUCGCAAGUUAAAGUACUACUAUAUGCCAUUUGGAACAGGCAUAGCAAAAUGCCCUGGCAGGUUAUUUGCUGUCCAUGAAAUUAAGCAAUUUUUGGCUUUGAUAUUUUCAUAUUUUGAGAUAGAGCUUGUGGACAAUAAUGUGGAAUGUCCUCCUUUAGAUCAAUCCCGUGCAGGACUGGGUAUUUUGCAACCAGCCAAUGACAUUGAUUUCAGGUAUAAAUUGAAAUGUCUAUGAAUAUAUAUUUUAUAUUAUACAUAUAAACUAUGUACUAUAUAAAUACACUAUACUUUAUACCCAUUUUAUGUAUUUAUGCAAAUGAGAUGUUGCAAGUCUGGGGGAAAAUCUAUAUGAAGAUGCUAAUUCGUAAGUCUAAUGGAAAAUGCAUAAUGUAUACCAUUACGGUACCAGCACACAGUGGGUUUAAUGCACUGUGUUGAUACAAAUGUUUCCCCUUUUACCAAUCAUUUUGAAAU